GGCGUUACUCCUUAGAAAACUGAAAGUGAAAAUAGCAUUUUUUUCACACGACUCGAGCAUCAACGUAUGCGUGGCACAAGCAAUGAAACCUGUAUGUUUUACGGUUUACUUUUUAUCUUAUCUUUGCAUGUAAGACUCGCCUACAGCAAUGCUUGGACAGUGAGAAUGAACGAAGUCCGCCAUGUCAGAAGUCCCCUAGUGAGAGCUGUCUAUCUUCGAAUGAAAGAGGACGAGAGACAACGGAAUGACGACCAUCAAUAUUGGUACAGCUUUGACAGGGCUAAAGUGACUGAUGAUGUAUGUGAGCGCUUCAUUCAGUUCCAUCAAGAUGAAGAGACCCAGCAAUUCCUGUCCAAUUGCUACGAGAAGGCAGACUGGCUAUUUACACAGCUUUAUUAUUCAGUGGCCAAGUCCGUCCUUGGAUGGUUUAUGACCAGCACUUCAAUUAACGGACUUCUGAGAAGAGGAUCAAUGUUUGUCUUUUCCCAGGAGCAGCUAAAGCAACUUCUUCAGAUUGAGGAUGGGUGGAGGGGACAAAAUUUACUAGACCUUGGUGCAGGUGAUGGUGAGGUGACUGACAAAAUGGCCAGGUACUACAGCCAGGUGUAUGCCACGGAAGUAUCCUCAACCAUGGUUUGGAGACUGCAAGAGAAGAAUUACAAAAUCCUUGGUUUGGAUGAAUGGGACAAUGGAACCAUUACCUUUGAUUUGAUUGGUUGUUUGAACCUUCUGGAUCGAUGCAACAAACCAAUGAGCAUCCUGCAUUCGAUUAGGAAGGUGCUGACCCCUGGUGUUGGAAAAGCCAUCGUUGCAGUGGUUCUGCCUUUCAAACCUUAUGUUGAACAAGAUUCUAAAGAUCACUCACCUGAAGAAAAACUGUUGAUUCAGGGACAGAACUUUGAAGAACAAGUACAGUUCUUUAUAAAGAAAGUGUUUGAACCAGCUGGAUUUAAUGUAGAAAAAUUUAGCAGGCUGCCUUAUUUGUGUGAAGGUGACCUCCAUCAGUCUUUUUAUAUGCUGGAUGAUGCAGUGUUUGUACUAAAACCAAAGUCUUGACGGAGCGUCACAGAUGUGCCAACACAGAUCAAUUUCUAAACAAAACUGCCUUCCAAUACUAGUAAUAGAUUUUUUUUUAAAAAACCAAACAUUCAAGAUAUUAGCAAUUAUCUAUGCCUGCCCGAUUGGCUUGAAUGCUUGAAAAUCCUGGUGCUUAGGUAGUACAGGUACUUGUAUAUUACUUACCGAUUAUGUUACAGAAAUAUGUGGGAUAUACAUAUAGAUAACUUAUUCAACAUUGCAUGUCGGGCCUUGCUGCUUAGAUUUAGCAGGGAUAUAUUUACAUUUAUAUUUUAUUUCAAAGGUAUAUAUAUUGGAUGUAUGAUAAAAUUUUUAUAUGAAUUUGAAAGCAAAUAUACUUGUUGUUAAUAUUAAAACCAAACUUUCUGCUGUUAGACUGGGAAUACAAUAAACAAUAAUUUUAUCUGAUUAGUAAAUGUAUUCAUCCUAGCUUUGUCCCGAAUCUCCUAAUUGUCUCAAUUAUCAUGGAUAGUCUGAAAUAGCAUCACUUGACCAAUUUAAGGUGGAGUUUUUCAAAGCAUUAUAUAUUUUUCAUGCUGAAAAUAAAUAAUGGGAACACAAUAUUGUUUAAAUGAAAACUUAAAUGCGUAAUUUGUGUGAAAGUUAUAUUUUUGUGUACGGUAAGUAGUUAUGAUAAACGAAGCAGAGCAUAAAAUGUUCAUCAUAAAAUAUUACACCACUCAUUUCUUUAUAAACUAUGAUAGUCUUAAUUUGGAUAGUAAUUUUAUUAUUUAUAUGAUAGGUAAUUGCAUUUUAAUCACCAAUUUUACGGGUUUUUUUUUUUAUCUACAACCUUUACAAAUGUAGCGUACAUUAAAUAUGCAUUGAAAAGUACACUCAUCUUUUAACUGUACGUAUGCAGAGUGUAUUAUAGGAUGACUCUGUCUAUUCGUUUUAAAAAAGAAACCAAUUCACGACUGCAUCUUAUAUUUUGUAUUUUACUUCAAUAAAAAUUGUAGAACAUGUAACAAA
Messenger RNA from Magallana angulata, 2049 nucleotides. Its product is annotated as protein-L-histidine N-pros-methyltransferase-like. The transcript is spliced from 6 exons. The record is from RefSeq and is a predicted model, not a curated record. Lineage: Eukaryota; Metazoa; Mollusca; Bivalvia; Ostreida; Ostreidae. Gene Ontology annotation, molecular function: protein-L-histidine N-pros-methyltransferase activity. Bases 67 to 1056 code for a protein of 329 amino acids.